Messenger RNA from Lotus japonicus, 1504 nucleotides. Its product is annotated as plasmodesmata-located protein 2-like. NCBI's taxonomy places the organism in Eukaryota, Viridiplantae, Streptophyta, Magnoliopsida, Fabales, Fabaceae. The record is from RefSeq and is a predicted model, not a curated record. Gene Ontology annotation, biological process: plasmodesmata-mediated intercellular transport; transport of virus in multicellular host. The transcript is spliced from 2 exons. Gene Ontology annotation, cellular component: plasmodesma. The coding region runs from base 61 to 960 and encodes 299 amino acids.
CUAAACCAGCCAAAUUAAAUGCCAUAGUAUUGAACUUGAACCAAAAUUCAUCUCCCAAACAUGGAUGCUUCCCAUUCCACCACCCUCCUCUGCUUCACUCUCUUCCUGUUCCUCCCUUCUUCUCAACCCGUUUCCGAUUCCAGCACAUUAGUGUACAAAUCAUGUGCAAGCCAAACCUUCCACAAUCCACAAUCUCAAUAUUACUCUCAAACACUCAACUCCCUGUUCCAACAACUAAUCGCACAAUCCUCCCAAUACAAAUUCUUCAAAACCAAUGAAGCUAUCAACGAUGAAACAGCCAUCAUCUCAGGUCUUUUCCAAUGCAGAGACGACAUGACCAGACAAGAUUGUUUCAGCUGCGUAAACUCACUCCCUCACAUAUCAAACACCUUGUGCGAAAACUCCAUACAAGCAAGAAUUCAACUUGACGGUUGCUACAUUCAAUAUGAAACAGAGGAAGUAGUUCCAACAGGGGAAACUGAAACUGAACCAUCUAAAAUCAGCAGUAGCAAUCUUCUGCUUCACAAGGAGUGUGGGGAGCCCAUUGAGGGGUUAAAAGAGUUGAUGGAUGAAGCGUUUGUGAUCCUGGAGACUGGGAUUCUGAAAAGUGAUGAAUACUACUACACAACGAGUUAUGGAUCAGUGAAAUUGAUGGGGCAGUGUGAAGGUGAUUCAGGAAAUUGUGAGUGUAGUGAAUGCGUGAGCGAUGCAGUGCAUGUUGCUAAGGAAGAAUGCAGUGGUUCGAUCUCGGCGCAGAUAUAUCUUGGCAAGUGUUUUAUCAGCUAUGAAUACCAUCCAGGAUCAGAUGACUUUCCUCGCAACCCUCUCCCAGGGGCAAGCAGAAACAACAACACUGAAAGGUUAGCAGCUAUAGUUGUUGGAGGGGGUGCAGCUUUGUUUCUGGGCCUUAUUUUGUUCUCGCUGCUUAACUCUCGACUUAAAAAAGAUGAUUACGAGUAGAGGUUUCAUGUGAUUAAUAAGAUAUGUUUGUGUAUACCUCUGUAAGAUAAUCUUCUCUACUUAAUUUGUUUGCUAGUAAUAGAGUAUGUCUAACAUCCUCUUUUAACAAAUUUUAUUUGUAGUGAUUUGUACCUUGAAAAGUUACAUGUUUGUUUUCAUGUUAAUUAGCAUUUCAAGUCAUUUUUUACUUUUCGAAUCUCCUUUAUAACACAAUUAACACGAAUUGAGAUAAUUAAUACCGCAAUCAGAGUCGUGACGAGAUGAUGAAAAAAAUCAAAAUCAAAAUAAUAAAUAAUAAUUAAUAUAGAAUGUAGAGUAUGGUAUGAAGUUGAUUGUCACCAAUUUAUUUAGGAAAAUUAAAACCCUAAAAAAUAAUAAAAUUGAUCUUAACCCAGUGAUCAAAAUUUGAGAGUCAUUUCUGGGUAAGGAGCUUCCUCCUAAUCUUCGCUAAACCCUUAUGUAUUGGCCUUUGGCCAAAGAAAUACACACAUUUUAUGGGCACAUGAUCAGGUACAUACUAAACAAUGACAUUAUUUUUGGUAAA